AUGCCUUCAGGCCCAGUGCGGCAGCGGUCAAGUCGAGCAUGUAUUGCCUGUCGCCAGCGCAAGAGGAAAUGCGACGGCAAACUUCCAUGCAACACCUGUACAGGAUACGGCUAUGAUUGCCACUAUAAUUCAACACAAGGAGUGCACGCGAAUAGAAAACGUUCACUCGCACCAGAAGAUGUAUCCUCGCCCCAGGCACCCAAAGCUGCCCGCGUGUCAUCCGAGUCCCAGGGUCCCGAGCAAAACGCUGCAUCCACUCCCUCGGGGAUCCUCGACUCCAACAAGUCACGAUACGUCGGAAGGUACUCAUGCGUCGCAUUCCCACUAUCUGUGGGCUUGGAGUUGCAGGCUACCAAACCCCCGCGACUACAUUCCUUUGCCUACCACACUGGAAUCAGGAAAGAACCUGGUUCCUCGUCAAGAUUCCAGCUGGCUGGCCGGAUAUCGUGGAAUACAAUACGAAGUCAACUAGAUUUCUUCUUUACAAUGAUCCAUCCUAUAUUUGGUUUCUUGGAUAAAGAUCAUCUCUAUGAACGAUGCGAGAAACACUGGUAUGGCCAGCCGCAAUCUCCUGCCUUCGAAGCCAUUAUCAGCGGAUUGGCUGCAUUGACUUCCUUGUUCAAUGGCUCGCUAGGACAGGAAGAGGAAAUGUGGCUAACGCUGCAUGCUAAAGAGACAUUAGAGGAUCCGGUCGUUGGCCGCUUUCCAUAUAUUGACCAGGUAGCAGCGUGGAUUCUGCGAACAAUAUAUAUCCGCGCGACGACUCGACCGCACGUCGCUUGGAUUUGUAGCUGCACGAUGAUGCAUCUCGUUGAGGCGACGGGACUGCAUCAGGCGCCGCAGUUUGUUAUGCUGGCUACCAGCAGGGGCGUGGAAGGCUCCACGCAGGAAAUGUCUGAUAUUGUCAAGAGAACGGCAUGGGUGGCUCAUUGCUUGCAUGUUGUCAUAGCUUAUGAGUAUGGGAGGUCUGUCAUGGACCUCGGUUUUGCAACUCAAGAGUCUCUGCCUUUUUCAACUCGAGAGGGGGAUUUUACGCCCCAGUUGUGUAGUCUUGUCCAGGCUAUUCCUCUCUCUUCAAAGGCCACAGACCCCGCCGUGACCAUACAGGAACUAUCAUGCGCUUUAAGGGAUUUAACAGAGACGUCUGUUAAUCAUGAUUUCCUUUUACUAGUCCGAGCGGAUCUGACAUUCUCUGUAUACCGCCGUCUCCGUCUGUUAAAACCAAAUCUACGACAGAGUCUGCUUGACGAGGUGAUCUCUACAGGGAUGUCUGCUCUUCCUGCGGCAAGAACACUGACAAGCCAAAAUCAGCCUUGGUGGAAUGUCAUCAGCACUGUGUUCCAAUUUGUCUGUGUUCUUUUGGUCAUCGAUACUCAUUCAAGUGUCGCGAAUCUUUCUGAGGCCAUGGACGCAUUGGAGGUGAUUGUUGACCACCUGAACACACACCUUGCAAAUGAAGCUCUUACUACUGCUCGCGAUCUCGUGCGAGCCUCGUUGGAUAAAAGGCGCAAAGGCAUUGAGAUACUGGAGAGGAUCGCCGGUACCACACAUGAUGCGGUUGCUGACAGUGAAAUUCUACAGCUACAGGACUUGGAAUUUUCCGGUCCAUUUUCGUACCUCCAGCGAUCUUCUGAUAUGGAAUACUUGUUGGAUAUGGACUUCUUCAAUUAA
This is a messenger RNA of Penicillium soppii, 1671 nucleotides long. Its product is annotated as putative C6 transcription factor. Gene Ontology annotation, molecular function: DNA binding; zinc ion binding; DNA-binding transcription factor activity, RNA polymerase II-specific. NCBI's taxonomy places the organism in Eukaryota, Fungi, Ascomycota, Eurotiomycetes, Eurotiales, Aspergillaceae. The transcript has a single exon. Bases 1 to 1671 code for a protein of 556 amino acids. The record is from RefSeq and is a predicted model, not a curated record. Gene Ontology annotation, biological process: regulation of DNA-templated transcription; response to xenobiotic stimulus; DNA-templated transcription.